This is a messenger RNA of Aphanomyces astaci, 1341 nucleotides long. RefSeq lists its product as hypothetical. NCBI's taxonomy places the organism in Eukaryota, Oomycota, Saprolegniomycetes, Saprolegniales, Verrucalvaceae. The transcript has 6 exons. The record is from RefSeq and is a predicted model, not a curated record. Bases 1 to 1341 code for a protein of 446 amino acids. Gene Ontology annotation, molecular function: protein binding.
AUGCCAGCGCCCGCGCAUCGUUCGUACGGCGAGGCGCUGCUCAACUGCGGCGGCGCGUUUUCCGCCGUCCCCGACAUCACGUUAUUCGUGGCGGGUGUGAGCAUUCAACACAUGCUGCUGCAUGCCGCGUUCACGCCCGUCAUGAGUGCCACGGAAAUCCCCAUGCUCAUGGUCGGGGCCGCCGACGUCGGCAAGGUCGAGCAGGGCAUCCCCAAAGACGACCCGCGCAAUCCGUCGGUGAUUGCCGACUUGAGCGUCGCGGCCGAGAUCAUCGGCGCCAUUUCCCUCGACAAGGAAGGCGCGAUCGAGUCCCCCGUGUCGUUUGUGUCCUCCAUCGGCAUCUUGUGCGUGACCGAGCCCGGACCAACCGAGUCGGACCCGAUGACCACGCUCCAAAGCAGGUACUCGAUCACUUUCUUGUUGGCGCUGGCGGGGUUAGACGAAGGCAAGAAGCGCAAGGUGAGCGAAAUCGCCGAGGAUGCCGACGACAGCGUGGAAGAGGCCAAAGCGCCGGCGCAGCAAGUGGAGGUAGUGGACCUCACAGCCGAGUCGGAUGACGACGGCGGAGUGGCGCCACGCGGCCGAAAUGGCGCAGUGCAAGGCCGACUGGGAGGUCAAGGCAACCGUGAAGUGCGAACGGCUUGGACAGCUGGAGCAGCAAGCGGCUGCCGACUUGGUGAAGAGCGCCAUGCAAGCAGUGUGCAAAAGCUGCUGAAGCAGCACUUGGCACGGGAGGAGGCCGCCAAGAAGGCAAAAGCGGCCGAAGAGUUGAAGGCGAAGGCAAGGCGCGCCGAAGAGGCCAAAGCGAUCGCAGCGGCUGCGGCGAAGGCGGCUGACGAAGCAGCCAAGGAGGCUGCGGAAGCAGCGAGUACGGGAGCCAGCGGAGGUGUGACUGGGACAUCAUCAGGUAAUGGAGGACAUCCCAACGCUGCAGACUUCGGGGGAAAGGAAGGAAAGCCAAGCGGCAAGGAAGCCGCCGUAAAGACGGAGACCAAAGUGGAAGCUGAGCUUAGUGGGCCGGAGCGGACCGGCCUCGCCCGAGACGAAGUGUUCGAGCGAGAGUUGGGGUUCCACUGGGAUUGCUCUCGAAUCUUCAGGCCUGCCGGUUGGGGUGGCGUGGACUUGGGGUAUGUGCGCGACGUUACGCGCCGUUUGACGGUGGUGGGCGAGUUCGACGAGAAUCGCGAGGAUUGGGGAUACCAGAAGGCCAAUGCUGCCGGCGUGGAACGAUACCUGCGCUUUUGCAAGCGCCCAAUCCUUGCGAGGGUGAGUUUUCACCGGUUCGAUGAGUUCAUGGGCGCCAUGCGCGAGUUGCAUGAACGGGAGCGCCUGGAGCGCUGA